AUGCCUCCCUUUACUGAAACAAGAGAAUGCUUUCAAUGCGGUGAGACUGGUCAUCUAAAGGCUGUCUGCCCUCAGUUCCGGAGCACAAAAAUAGCUAGGCAAGCUGAAUUUGUCGUCGCUGUCGAGAGAGAACUUUCCGCCGCCCCCGCCCGCGUCUCCCCCUCUUCCUACGUAGGCCCUCGAGCCCCGUGCCCGCCAAUCGGGGCGCCGCCCAUCACGGCCGCAAUGAGCGGCGGCGGCGGCAGCAGCAGCAGCAGCAGCGGCAGCCGCAUGUGGAGGAGAUUGAGGAGGAGGAUACGCCCGCCCCUGGUGCCCUCAGACCCCCUGGUGCCCUUCGCAAUUCCCUGGCCCCGCCUGCCCCGGGCGGCCCCAGCGACCCCCGGCCCCCCCCGGCCCCGCCCGGGCCCUGGCCCGGGCCCCCGCUGCCCCCGCGUUCUCCCGGGACAAGCAGCUCCUCGAAUUCAUGCAGGAGACGCGCCGAGAGCAAGCAGCCUUUAG
Messenger RNA from Aspergillus uvarum CBS 121591, 498 nucleotides. RefSeq lists its product as uncharacterized. The transcript is spliced from 4 exons. The record is from RefSeq and is a predicted model, not a curated record. Bases 1 to 498 code for a protein of 165 amino acids. Gene Ontology annotation, molecular function: zinc ion binding; nucleic acid binding. Lineage: Eukaryota; Fungi; Ascomycota; Eurotiomycetes; Eurotiales; Aspergillaceae.